GGCACAGAGCGGGGCGGCGCAGGUGUGGGUGUGGCGGUACGCAGGCAUUAUGGGUACGCCGAUACGCACCCCUGUUAUCUCAUCUUUUGCUCCCAGGACUACUCGCCGGAUAUGUUUUUUUUUCUUUCCGUAUUUUACCUCCUACCCUUACAGAGGGCCUGGGUGGAGUCAGCAGCUGGAUCAGGAAUGCGAUCGCAGACAGACGUCGAAUCAACAGGCAAAGAGACAGAAAGGAGGGCGAGACGCGAAAAGAGCGGCCCAGGGUGCACGUCCUGGUGCUGACAGGUUCCCUUCCUCUCCCUCUCCAUUUUUGCUGCUCCUUUGACAAUAUGGCCCGUCGGUCUCAAAGCUCCUCACAAGGGGACAACCCUAUGGAUCCCAACUAUCUGGAACCACACUAUCGUGAAGAGUAUCGACUGGCCAUCGAUGUGCUGACUGAGGGCAACUUAGAGACAUUUUAUGAAUUUUUGCAGGGCCAUGCUAUUGUCAACUUCUUGGCCCAGCCUGAGAUUGUUCACAUCCAGAAGACACUACAGGUGCCAAAGAUAACAAUCCAGCAAGAGCCUUCAUAUGCAGAAGGAGUUUAUACUGACCAUGAUAGUUCAUCAGGGACUUACUGGCCCAUGGAGUCUGAUGUUGAAGUCCCGGGACUCGACCUGGGCUGGCCGCACGUGGUGGGAUUCACAGGACCCACUGAAGUAACGACCCUCGUCAACCCAUCAGAUCCAGACAUGCCUUCGAUCAAGGAGCAGGCUCGGCGACUUAUUAAAAAUGCUAGACAGGUGAUUGCUGUGGUAAUGGACAUAUUUACUGAUGUUGACCUGUUUGCUGAUCUGCUGGAAGCUGCUUCACGCCGUGUACCUGUCUACAUCUUGCUGGAUGAAAUAAACUCCUACCAUUUUGUGAGGAUGGUGUUUCAGUGCAAAGUCAACCUUGACUUUGUCCAUUUUAUGCGUAUAAGAACUGUGUCAGGCAUCACCUACUUUUGCCGGACAGGGAAGUCUUUCAAGGGUCAACUGAUGGAGAGAUUCUUGCUGGUUGACUGCAGGGCUGUGCUAAGUGGCAACUACAGCUUCAUGUGGUCAUUUGAGAAGAUUCACCGUUGCAUAGCUCAUCUGUUUCUUGGGGAGCUGGUGGCUUCUUUUGAUGAGGAGUUUCGCAUAUUGUUUGCCCAGUCCCAACCUCUGGUUUUCGAAAAAGCACUUAUGAUGCAGCCAGAGGAUAGUGACUUUAACAUCCAGCCAUAUGGUCACAUCAGACCUCCUCCAAUUAAAAAGCCUUUGUUAUACUUUCCUACAGAGGGCUCUGUCAUUUCCCAGCACUCUUCUUGUUCGUAUGGGGAAAGGAUGGACAUGGAGAGGGAGAACUUUAGAAGAGAGGAUCCACUCCGACACGCUGUGGAAGGUGCACCAAAAAAUAUGUAUGGGAGAAACUUUGGUCCUCAGUUUGAAGCAGAGAGAGUUUUUCAUUCACCGAGGCACUUGCUCAUGAUAUCACGGCAAAUGGACAUGGAUGCCUUCAAACGACACAGCUAUGCCGAAGGAACAAAUGACAACUAUCUACAUGGUAAGCAAAUCAUAAGACAAAGGAUGAUGAAAAAUGUGGACCCAAUGGAAAGCCAAGCUGGUCAUUAUUUAAGGGAACCGAUUUAUCAGAUGGACAGGUCAUUUCAACCUAGUAGGUACAGAGGACCAGGAUCAGGUCACAACAUUUAUGACAGAGGGAGGAGCAACCACAUGGAAUACCAAGAAAUGGAAGAUUAUUCUGAUGACUCUAGGUUUACCCAGGAGGUUCCUGGUGUGGCACCCCAGCACAUUGGUGGUUAUCAACAAAUGUUGGAUUAUGUCCCUUCUAAUUCAUCUAAGGAGGUAAAGCAUGGGUCUGGUCGCCUAGUUCCAGGAGAUGGGCGGCAAGGUCAUUCCACACAGAAGAGGCAAAACACUGGACACACCUACAUUUGCCAGUCAUCUCCCACUCAGAAGCACCCGCCAGACCAGAAGCAGUUAUUCCAUGAAUCCAGUCUAGAAAGACAGGGACAAGACCCUAACAUUAAACAGGGUCUAAGAACAUGGCGCAUCUCCUCAUACCUCAAUACAUAUCAAGAAGGUGGAGAUGAGGGUCUACAGCACCCUCUUGAUUCAGAGACCUUUGAUGAGCCCCAGGAAGAGACCCCAUCUGCUCCUGAGGCAUCCUUCCCCCGGUUUGCUAUCAAAGAAACUCCAAAGGUACCUACUUUCAAAAGAACUGAACCACAGUUUCUUUUCAGGUCUAGUUUUAGGACAGCAAUGGAUGCUACGGCUGAAGACACAGAAUUAGCUGGGAAGGAUGUUGGAGAUGAUGCUGAAACUAAGGAAUCACGGGACAUUAGUCUUACUAAACACGAGUCGAUGAGAUCUAGGUUGAAUCCUUUCUUGCAGCGAAAUUCUCGGCUGAGGUCUUCUCUGAUUUUUAGUUCUUCCAAGCUGGAGCAACAUAACAGUUCUUUGAUGAAAAACUCCUCAGGACUUGAUCAGAAAGAUCAACCCACUGGGGAAUUAAUUGAGGAAAAUGCACCAGUCAGAAUUGGCCUCGCAGCUGAGGAGAUUUUAGAGAGGAAGAAAUUUAUCACAAGAGAGCCAUUUGAGUUCAAAUUGACUGAUCAAAGUAAAAUUGCUUCAAAAGACCAGCAGUAUGAGAAAGCUAUAAGCGAUUCCACUGAGGUCACACAUCAAGAGCAGCAGUCCACUGAAUACAAGGAGCAUUGCCAUCUCUCCAAAUCCACUCUUAAUAUUGCAGAGCUUCUUUUAAAGAGGAGAUCCUUUUCCCGGGAGCCUUUUGAGUUCAGGUUAACUGACCAAAGCAAGAUAAACUCCAAAGCAUCCCAGGCAGAAGAUUCCUCAAAAGAUGCUCAGGUACUUAACCAAACAGAACAGAUCUCGACACUUAAUAAAGAGGACCAGGAUCCCAACCAGCCAUCAGCGUCUGGUCCAGAGUCUCUUUUAAAGAGGAAGCCCUUGCUUAAAGAGCCAAUUGAACUUCAGCUGUCAAGCCAAACCAGUAUCAAACCUUCUCAAAAAGAAGAGAACCAGCAAUCUUUACCAAAUCUGAAAUCAAAUGUGCCGCAUUUUGGGGAAUUUAACAGUGUACUGGGAAGAAGUACUGAACAGCUAAACAUGAAUGAUCCCAAUGAUCGGCUUUUAUAUUUCAAAGAAUUAGCAGCACAACGAAAGGCUGAGGCUGCAAAACAGGCUGAAGCAGCUAAGAGCAAGCAGCCAGAAUCCUCUCUUAAAAAAAGUGAAACGCAGGUCAAGGAGCAAGAAUCAGUUGGCAAGGAGGCCAAUAGGCCACCUCUUGCUGAUCAGGAAAAGAAGCCAGUUGUGGAUCAGAUUAGUAAGAAUCUUCCAGCCACUCCUGUUCCCAUCCUCCAAGUAUCACCCCAGACUAUAACCAUCACCGAUGCCACUGACUCCAUGAAGAGGGAGUUCAAAAAGACAUGCAGUCAGAGCAUGUCAUCACUGCCACUAGAGAUACCUGCUGAGAAGUCAAACAGAUCCAGCACCUCUUCAAUUGCUACAGAUGGAGGGGAUUUAAAGCAGGAUGUAAAGGCAAUGGAUUUUCUGAAGAAGGGUUCCCAGAAACUGAAAGAGUUUUUAGGACAAAAGGGAGAAAAAAAGCUGACUGAAGAGAAACCUGUGCCCCCGAUUGUUUCUGUGACAGAGGAACCUGUCUUUGAGGAUAAUGGACCUUUAAAGCAGAGUGAAGGACACGGUGCUACUAAACCUUCUAAGGUGGAGAAUAUAGAAGUGGCAGAAAAUAAGGAAGAUAAGACACGCAAGUCAACUCAGAAUGCUACUGCUAAGGUAAACCAAAACAGAUAUCAAGCGUCUGCUUCCAACGUGAUCUACAGCAGCAACCUUCGAGAUGACACUAAAGUCAUUUUGGAGCAGAUCUCUGCCAACAGUCAAAAGAAUCGGGCUGAAAUGGUUAAGCAAGUUCCAAAUGACACGGAAGAGACAGUGGAUGGCCAAGAGGUGGACAAGCCUGAUACGGAGAGCCAGGUACAGCCCACAUCAAAGACUAACACGAUUCCAAUUAGGAGCAGAUUCCAGCGGCCACAAACCAACCCUGAAGAACGGGAUAAGCUAAUUAAAAAGAUGGAGAACAUGCGCAAGGAGAAGAAAGUGUACAGUCGUUUUGAGGUCUUUUACAAGAACAAAGAUUCAGGUCAGGUGUCAGAUUCAGAAAGCACAGAUGAUGACACCAAGGAGAAAAAGUCUGGGAAACUGGCAUCUAGAUUUGGAAUUUUUAAAAGCAAAAAAUAGUGCUGUUUGUAUUCACAUUGCCAAAACUUUCAUACUCAUACUGUGUCUAAAUGUAUUGUUUAUUUUUUUGUAAUUUUUAAUCCAUUAUUAUAUUUGGAUUUCUUUCCGUUAUUGGAGAGAUGAACUUGGCUGAGAACCUGGACUUUUGCUCUUUCAUUUUUUUUUUUUGUUUUGUUUUUAAGGAGGACUUAUACCUAACUGUUCUUGUUUAAGAUGCAAUGUUUCACAGUUUAAAGGUUAUUUGCCUGAAUUUUUGGGCUUUAGGGAGUGCUUUGCUUGCCAAAGAAGCUCAAGAUGUUUAUGGGCCCAUUUUCACUAAAUGCAUGAGAUUUUAGAUGUUUCUAAUGCUGGGUUAGUUGCUGGCACUGGUCUGAACGUUUGAUCUCGUACUGCACUGUGUCAAGAUCAUUUUAUUUAAAAAAUGACAUGACAUCAGGGACUAUCUUUUUGGAUAUAUAUUUUGGGGUGGGAUUUUCUGUGAGGUUUUUAAUACUAAUGAUUUCCAGCAGCUGUGAAUCAGAGUGUGUGUAUACAGAACUUGGUAUGGACUGAUGGCUUCUUUUGUUAUAUUCUGGACCUUCGUUCUAACAAGCUCACUUAGUGUUUUUGUUUGUUUGGUGUGUAUGAUAAAGCCGGUCUAAAGGAUAAAUCUGGUAUUUUUCAAGUCAAAGUUAUUUCUUCACAAACAUGCUGUAUAUAGAAAGUUAAUUGCUUUCUAUAAAUUAAAAUCUUAUUCACACUGGCAUUUUACAUUGUAUUCUGUAAGGCGUGGGAAAAAGCUUAAAAACACACCAAAUAUGUCAAUUUUAUUAAGUCAGGACAUAUAUCAAGUAUUGACCUGCAUCUUCGAUUACAUACACAUUGUGAAAUAUUGUAUUCAUGUCACUUUUGGGGAGAAAAAAGGCAAUAUUAUGAGAUUUAGCCAUUUUAAAAGAAGACAAGCGGUGUGCAAACUCAGCACUUAGUCUUCAUGCACAACAACCGUUCACUCCCCCUGGGAGGUGGUUUCUUCUCAAAAGACUAAAUCACAGUACUUUUCAUGCCAUGUUGUUGGUUUUGUUUCGAUUUACUUCCAUAUUUCCACGAGAAUUCCCACAAAUGAAUAGAAAAUGUGUCCCUACCACAAGAAAAAUAGCAUCAGGAACAUGCAAUAACAAUUAUUUUCAGAUCCCUUUAGUUGUCACAAUCGUGUCAGAAACGCAGAUGGCAUGGAUCAAUGCUCGACAACAGUCGGCUUGAAAAAUGAAUGUAUUUAGUAAGUUUUUAAGCUUUUCUUCUGACCCUCUAACCAUGCAUUGUAAAGUGCCUCUGCGGGAAAGUUAUUUUAUUAUUUUAUUUGUAGAACAUUAGAACAUCAUUUUGCAUUGUAAAUGUAUAUAUGUACCAUGUUUGUGAAAAAAUAACUGAUUAUCAAACUUAUCCUUUAAGAACAUAUUGAUGCAAGUAAACAGCUUCUGAGGGUGAUUGACCCAUGCAAAUAAACUAUAGAUUAUCUGCUAUGGAUAAUGUUAAGCAUCUCCACUUUUCAGUGUCAUAUUCUGCCAAACAUCUACUCAGAUUAACAACUCUACAUUAAAUGUAAUCUGCAUCAUGUCAGCAUCUCUUUCCUCUUUCUGUAUUAAACUAUCAGAAUGGCUGUGGCUUUUAAGGAGAAGAGUAGACAUUUGGAUUAGCCACAUGUUGAGAUCAAUCAUCUCAAAAUCGUUGUAUGUUUACUUAAAAUUCAUCCGAUAAUGUGUCAGACAAAAUGUUUUCUAGGACUAAAAUUGAAUACCUCAAUGUAAAGGAAACAGCCAGAGACUGAUGAUGUGUAUAGACUGUGGCAGAGGCUUGCAUAGACGAUGAAACUGAUGAAUUAAACAUUUGUAUUAUAUUUAAGUGAUUUUGUUAAUCCGUAAGUCAGUGUUUAUAGAAUGUGUCCAUGUUUACGGCAGACAGACUUUAGAAUUUCAUUACUGUGGAACCCCUUAAGAAAGUCGUAAGUUAAAGAAUCUUUUCGUAGGGUCUCCUAUUGUUAUCAUGCUGAAGUACUGUACAUCUGUAGCCAGAUAACAGAUAGAUGCACACACAUAAUGUUCAUUGCUGCCUAUUAACUGUUACUGAGAAAGUCUGUAUUUGCCGGGUGUGGGUGAAAGUGUGUAGGUGCCCCGCAAUGGGCUUGGUCUUUUCCUAAAAAUAGCAGAUGUAAAGGUACUUGAUUGAUGGAUUAUGUAUGGGAACGUUUGAAACAAAGCUUAAAAUAUUACGUUGGUAGUUCUUGUUCUUAUCGAGGUCCAUCAGUCAUGCUUUGUAUCUUUACUGAAGUUUAUAAUUGUAUAUGUUUUAUUGUGUAUUCUCACUUUCAGGCUCUUUAUUGCAUAGACCUGAACAGAGUGUACCAAAUUGCCACUGUAGCCCUUGUAUGUUUACACUCAGCAACCUGUCACAUAGAUGCAACUGUGUUUAUCUCCAUUUAAUGGUCACUGUCAGGGGUGACUGCUGCUGUGGCUAAAUACUUCCCCCUUUCUCAUAUUUUGUAGCUAUAACCCCAGGUGACAAGAUGGAGCACCAAAGUACAUGUGAGAGAAGGUUUACACUUUUAUUCAUGCAUGCUAUUUACCCAAUGUGCCAAGAUGGCCAGGUGGCUCUCCAUAGUAAGAUGAUCGGUCUACUGAACUGUUGUGGUCUCUGGAUGAAAUGAUGGAGUGAGAGACCUCGAGCUGCUUUAUUACUAUGCUUCCCUGUCCAGACCUGGCUAGCCAUGACUUAGUCAUUGACUCUUCUACCAACUCAAGAGUUUCAGUCAUAGCCUUGGGCUAGGACUCUUUUGGUUUUUUUUCUUGCUGAUUAUGAUUAAUAUGUAUAUAGAGGUCACUAAUUAUUAAUUUAUGCUGGUUGUAACUGGUAUUCUCCAAGUAGAAGAGGCUUAUUAGAAAACAGUUUCACCUUACUAGUGAAGGUUUUUCAAAAUAAUGCUUUGUCACUACAGAGAUGCAUUUCUUAAUAUAAUUUGUAACAUUUGAAAGCAAGUCACUUGAAACCAUUAUAUAAAAGUCCACCCUGAUGUCAUUAUUUAUUGUACACCAACCAUCCGCCACUUCUUAAGAGGAGAUGGGCAUGUUUCACUCUUGGAGGAAAAAAGUAUAUUCACAAAAACAAAAUCACAUUCACUGUAUUCAAAAAAUGAAAAACAGGUGAAGGUUUACUAAAAAAUUGAAAACCUGAUGUUACAGGUGUUGAAUAUUUAUCAUACAGUAGCUUUGGCCUCUGAGUCGUAAUGACAUCAGGUUUCCAGUUGUUGGGUAGUGGAUGUCUGUGUUAUAUUAUUUGCCAUUAAAUAUGCUUUUGUCCCCAUCCUAACUUCAUAAACCCGAGUAUGGUGGUACUGGGUGCCACUUUAGGAGAGUCUCACCCCCAAAAUUUAUGCUGAAGAAAGUUCAACAACCAAAAUUAUGUUUUCCCAAUUUCCUUUUUUAGAUUUUUUUCGACUGUAGUUAUCAUUUUUCAAGUUUUGCUCACAAAUUCUGAAUGUUUUCAUAUUUUAAUAAGGUCAUGGCUAAACCAAAAUCAAAUUUGAAAUAAAACUAGACCAAACAUGAUACCAUGGUGUUACGGGCUAUGCAAACCUUAUUUGAACUUUUACUUACUGGGCCUUGCAAUGGACUGGCAUCUUUUCUUGCACCUGGUGUUGCUGUGGUAGACUGUGCCCAUACAAGUCCCAUCCUACAUUGGAUAAAGAGGUAUUGAAAAUGUAAGUAUGUAUGUAGUAAGUGAAGGGCAGCAUAUGGUUGUAUCUGCAAGGAAUAUAAGGUAAAACAUUGAUCAAAUUCUGAAAAGAAGGUAAGAGACUCCAGUUUUUGGCAGUGUAGUGUUUAUUUGUGUCAGUUAAAUCCAGCCAAAAUGUCUCUUAAAUUCUUUUUCGUUUCAUCAUGGAAACAAUGUUUUCUGUGUAUGUGAGCAGUGUUACACUUCCGCUUUGUCUACUGUUUCAGCCAGGUGCCUGGUUGUAUGUACGGUCGGAGGAAAAAAUAGACAGGGUAACUGUGUUUAUACUCGGCCAUUAUCUCCUCCAUUUGACAUGUACUGCCCCAAACUAUUUCCCACUAAGUAGGCUCCAGGUAAGCAAAAUCUCAUAAAGUCUGUGUUUGGCCUCCGUAAUGUAACUCUGAGACUCAUUCCCUUGUAUAAAUAACAUAGUGCUCAAUAUGGGAUACUUUUUGGAAAUAUUACUUAAAUAAUCUAUAACCGUUUUUCCCUCCAAAGGACUACAAUUUGAAAAUCGUCAGCCACUGUAACGAAAGUUCUCUGACAAUGCAUUAUGCAUAAUGAGUAACAAUUUGCAGUGACGUUCAUGAGGAUUCUGAAAUGCUGUGAGGUCCAAUAAUCUUUAUGGGCAACCAAUGUAAAGUUCAGGCCUUCUCCGCAUAUGUUUGACAUUGUGCAAUGAUAAGGAGUAUUCCUUUAAUUCUCAUUAAGAUAUUGCAAUGUUUACAGUUUGAUGAAGCAAAAUGAAUGAUAUUAUUUGCUGUAAGAUUUUCAAUUAUUUGAUUAAUGUCAUGCAUAAUGUUUGCUGUUGUGAUUUGAUCUUGUGAAGUCUGCUACCACAGGAGCACUUGGGCUUAUUGGGCCGAGCAAAUCAUUCUUGUCCUACAUUAAUAAUAAAUGGUAAAAAUGUGACACUAGAACACUAAUUGCUGGUUGGGACCCCCAUUCACCUUGACAUAACAAUCUAUAAAUCUACUCUGCAGUUGCCCAUUUUUCAUGUUUUUUUCCAACUCAAUGCAACUUAAAGCUGAUGUUACUCACUUAACCAGCAAAAGGAAAUAAGUACAGCUUUGAGAAGAAAGUACUGAAGCUCUUUUUCAUGUGUGCAUUCACUUGCCAGCAGAGGGCAGUGUUCGAUGUACAGUUCUUUCAUGCUACUGUUUUUGUGGAGUAAUCCAAUCUUAACCACACAGUUGUAUUAACAUAAACUAGUGUCUUGGCUGACUAGUUGUUUCUUUAAUCUUGGUUUGUAGUUUUUAGCUUUUAUCACUGAUGAGCUCCCACCCGAUAUUACAGUAUCAUUUGUUUUCUGCUUUGUUUUUAUUGUAUUGCAAUCAGCAAAGAAAAUGGUGGUGUGAAAAAAAAAAUGUUUGCAAAAUCUGUACACUCCAUGAACAGAUAUUUAUAGUAUAAGGGACAGUCUUCCACAACUUUGCUUCUUGGGCUUCUUUCUAAUGGACUGGCAGGCCGUAACCAUUUAUGGUUAUUUUAUAGAGAACCUUUCAUGGUGGACAAUAGGAGUACUUUACACACCAGCUGAGUCUGUGCUUUGCUGCUGAAUAUCUGGACUUAAAGUGUGCAAUAGAUGAGGUGUCAUCACCUCAUCCAGUUAGUGAUAGCAGAGCAUUAAAAUCCCCAGCAUCAAUAAUGUGGUGAACUCCACUGCCAGCAAUUGUUUCAUAAUUAUGAUGCUGGCCACCAAGGUGAUCAAUCACGUCUGAGUGAAUUGAAGAACAUUCCAUUGAUCUACUGAAUUUCUUGUUGAGUUGUGUUCUCCAGGCAAAUACAGAAACAACAACAUAUCUGAGAAAACUGGAAAUCUUUAUCCAGUGUUUGAAAACAAGCAUGCGGUGUUCUUUUUUUAAUGUAUUUAUAAAACUUGUGUUCUGGAUGGUAUUAUGAAAGACCAGCAAUUUUUGCUGGCUUUCACCACAGAUAUCAGAUUUCUUGUCAAAAAUAGAUGAGCUAUGUUUCCUUUUGGAAUGUAGCUCAUUGUCCAAUGUAAACCUUCAGGAAUUCAGUUAAUUAAUGAAUAACUCAUCACUGCUUCCCAAAUCCUUAAUUUGUUCUAUCAUUCCAACCCGCCUUCAGACUUUUUGUGCUUCUGCCAAAUUUGUGGUGGACAUAAUGACAAGUGUGCCAUCCUGAAACUGUCCCAUGCCACUUAAUAAAAAAAAAAAAUAAUAAUUGUACACUGUAUGAGUGUGUGAUGGAUAUCCAAUGAGAAGAUGUGUUUCUACUAAAUUUAAUUUCUUGGAGAGUAAAGGAAUAACUGAUGCAAACGCGGUGCUAAAUGGUAAAACCCGUGUAAGUCUAAUGUAAAUUUGGGACAUCAGAGAUAUUUGUUGUAUAUACAUUUUUUUUUUUUUUUUUUAGAAUAAAAGUAUUCAUGAAAGUCUU
This is a messenger RNA of Erpetoichthys calabaricus (reedfish), 10445 nucleotides long. RefSeq names its product family with sequence similarity 83 member Hb (gene sack1hb). Gene Ontology annotation, cellular component: keratin filament. Bases 330 to 4301 code for a protein of 1323 amino acids. Gene Ontology annotation, biological process: intermediate filament cytoskeleton organization; protein localization to cytoskeleton; positive regulation of cell migration. The transcript has 5 exons. Gene Ontology annotation, molecular function: keratin filament binding. The record is from RefSeq and is a predicted model, not a curated record. NCBI's taxonomy places the organism in Eukaryota, Metazoa, Chordata, Cladistia, Polypteriformes, Polypteridae.